AUGUCUAAUAACACGAGUUCGUGUCUUUCCAAGUCUAACUACGAUGGCGAGAUAUGUCAUCUUGAUUUUUUCUUUAGAGUAGUUUUGAUGGCUGCCAUUGUCAUCAUCAGUGUUAUGUCACCCGUGGCUGUGGUUGGAAAUGGUCUGGUCUUUGCAGCGAUUUGGAAAAACCCAUCGCUUCGUAGAGCACCGUCUUACGUUCUACUCGCUGCACUGGCUUUCACUGACUUUUGCACCGGAUUCAUCACAGAACCGUUUCAUGUCACAAAUCUGUUAUUGAUAUUGAAGGAUCCCUCAGUGAUCAUCAAAAACAAAUCUGAUUACUCAAUAAAUUGGAGCUGGCCAACGUACUUUUUGAUAACAAAAGUUAUCGGCGAAGGAUUCUUGGAGUACCUCUUCGCCCUAACUAUUCUUCUCGUAACAGUAAUGGCAAUCGAACGCUGGCUGCAGAUGAGUCGUCAGUCUUUAAUGACCGUACGUCGAGCUUGUACAACUGUUGCUGUGUUAUCGCUCUUGCCAAUGUCGGUGGUUCUUUGCUAUUUUCAGUUGAAAAUAAGGAUUGCUUAUUUUAUUUCGUAUUUUUCAUUCAUUCAGCUUUGUUUGUUCGUCACUUCAGUAGCUUAUUUUAAAGUUUUCAAGAUAAUUCGUCGCCAUCAACACCAAAUCAGUUUGCAACAGAACUUUGCUCAACCAGCAAUUGACUUUCUGAAGUACAGGAGAUCAGUUUUUUCCAUUUUAUUGAUCUUGCUUAUGUUUUAUUUCAGUUAUUUGCCCAUGGCUAUUCUCUUGAUGAUUAUUUCAAUCCAUUCUGAAAAAGAACCCAGCAUGACUAUAUAUGCAGUUCUUGAGGUAACAGUUGUGCUCGCAUUUUUGUCUUCCUCUCUUAAUCCGCUACUUUACAUGUGGAGAAUAGCAGAUAUACGAAGAGAAGUUCGACAAAUAAUCAAAAGAAUUUUCUGCAAAGAAAGCUGA
This is a messenger RNA of Pocillopora verrucosa, 972 nucleotides long. RefSeq names its product adenosine receptor A2b-like. Gene Ontology annotation, molecular function: G protein-coupled receptor activity. Gene Ontology annotation, cellular component: plasma membrane. The record is from RefSeq and is a predicted model, not a curated record. Lineage: Eukaryota; Metazoa; Cnidaria; Anthozoa; Scleractinia; Pocilloporidae. Gene Ontology annotation, biological process: G protein-coupled receptor signaling pathway.